Molecule: messenger RNA, 470 nt
Organism: Acinonyx jubatus (cheetah)
Lineage: Eukaryota; Metazoa; Chordata; Mammalia; Carnivora; Felidae
Product: 60S acidic ribosomal protein P1-like
Exons: 2
Coding region: 1-408 (135 amino acids)
Biological process (GO): cytoplasmic translation; translational elongation
Cellular component (GO): ribosome; cytosolic large ribosomal subunit
Molecular function (GO): structural constituent of ribosome; protein kinase activator activity; ribonucleoprotein complex binding
Source: RefSeq, a predicted model, not a curated record
AUGGCUCAAGACCGGAAUCCAGAUGCGGUUCAGAAUGGGUCUCGGGACAAGCUCCAGAGCUCGCCUGCCUGCAUCUACUCAGGCCCAGCCCUCAUCCUGCACAACGAUGAGGUCACAGUCACAGAGGAUAAGACCAAUGCCCUCCUUAAAGCAGCAGGUGUAAAUGUGGGACCUUUCUGGAGGAACUUGUUUGCAAAGGCCCUGGCCAAUGUCAACAUCUGGAGCCUCAUCUUUGAGGUAGGGGCUGGAGGAGCCACCCCAGCAGGAGAUCCCGCUCCCCCCUCCGGGGCUGCCCCUGCGGAGAAGAAAGUGGAAGCAAAGAAAGAAGAAUCGGACGAGUCUGGUGAUGACACACGUUUUGGUCUUUUGGACCACACCUCUCCCGUAACCUGUUCAAUAAAAAGCUGAACUCUUAAAAAAAAAAAAAAAUAGCAGAGGAUCCUGGGCUGUCUAUCCACUGACGAGGAGCU